Zophobas morio is the source of this 1240-nucleotide messenger RNA. RefSeq names its product venom acid phosphatase Acph-1-like. The record is from RefSeq and is a predicted model, not a curated record. NCBI's taxonomy places the organism in Eukaryota, Metazoa, Arthropoda, Insecta, Coleoptera, Tenebrionidae. The coding region runs from base 61 to 1155 and encodes 364 amino acids. Gene Ontology annotation, molecular function: phosphatase activity. Gene Ontology annotation, biological process: dephosphorylation. The transcript has 7 exons.
CAGAACUGUUAACAGAUUAGUGCUUAGUAACUGCACCACAAGCUCACACACGUUUCAAAAAUGACCAAAAUUUCGAUUUUUCUCUUCGCUCUAGCCACCACACUCCCAAAACUAGUUUCAAGUGACGAAAACACAACCCUAGAACUAGUUCACGUAAUCUUUAGACACGGAAAUCGAGCUCCCCAAAAAAACUUGCUCUAUCCCAAAGACCCCCACAUCAACGCGUCGUACCAUCCGGCGGAUUUUGGCGAACACACAAAUAUUGGGAAAUUGAAACAGUACCGUUUGGGAGAGGCUUUACGUCAACGAUAUAAGACAUUUUUGGGACCUUACUCACUCGAAACUGUGGAUGCACGUUCCACAGACUACGCCAGAACUAAAGUUUCUUUACAGUUGGUUUUAGCUUCGUUGUUUCCACCUGAAAAUGAGUUUGUUUGGAACGAAAAUUUGAAGUGGCAGCCUGUAGCUUUCAACUACUGGCCUAUUAAAAAUGACCACGUUUUAGGGCAACCGUAUAGAAACUGUCCACGAUACAGGAAACUGUAUUUGGAUUUUUUAAACUCGACACAAGGGAGAAAAAUGUAUGAAAAUUACACUGAAACGAUGAAGUACCUGGAGGAGCAUACAGGUUUGAAUAUUACGAGUAAGGCGGCACUUGAGUUGUACUUGAUUCUGGAUAUGGAGCGAGAGAACGGAUUACAACUUCCAAACUGGACUAAGUCUGUUUUUCCAAGUGUUAUGCUCGGUUUGGUCCAUUUGGAGUACCAAGCGAAAGUGGCAACUGAUGAAAUGAAGAGGUUAUCGUCUGGAUUUUUGCUCAAAAAAAUUAUCAAAGAUACCAGACACAAGAUUCGAAAUGUUUUGCCUCAGAAACGGAAAAUGUUUUUGUAUUCUGCUCAUGAGUAUAAUUUAACGUAUUUGAUGCAGCUUUUGGGGAUAUAUUAUCCGCAUAUUCCGCCAUUUUCGUCGUAUAUUUUGAUUGAAAUUCAUAAUUUUGGAGGGGUUAGGAAAGUGAGGGUUUUUUAUCAGGAUUAUAGUGGGGAAAAACCAAUGGAGUUGAAAUUGCCAAAUUGUCAGAGGUUUUGUAAUUUUGACCAAUUUGUUAAGUUGUACAAAAUAUAUUUGCCUAAAUCAAGUAAAGAAUGUGACUUAUAAUGUAAUUAUUAUUUAGACAAAAAUUUUUUUGCAAAAAUAUGUAUCGUAAAUUAAAAAAAAAUGUCCAAUUUCUUAAACAAAUUAU